Penicillium digitatum Pd1 is the source of this 2484-nucleotide messenger RNA. The record is from RefSeq and is a predicted model, not a curated record. Lineage: Eukaryota; Fungi; Ascomycota; Eurotiomycetes; Eurotiales; Aspergillaceae.
AUGUCCCCAUCACCCCAGCCGCAUAGGGGUGCUCGUGGCGCAAGGGCACGUAUUUGUAUACACUGCGGUCGGAGUUUCCGACGGACCGAACAUUUGGAGCGGCACAUUCGUACCCAUACCAAAGAGAAGCCGUUUAUUUGCUUCUGUGGGGCGGCCUUUACUAGAAGGGACCUAUUAAAGCGUCACACACGCAUCGCACAUCAAGAUGGGCUGACCUCGCCGACGCCGCCCGAGCCAACGACGAAGGCGGAUCUCCAGGCGCAUCAUCCUGUGUCCAUCUCGCUGCAAUAUGAUACACCUACUAGGCCUGUACCCGUAGAAACCCUUGCAGGAUCAUCGGUUGUGCAGCAAUGGGCUGGGGCACAGAAUGUGCCAUAUUUAGACCCGAAUCACAACACCGGCAUGCUUCCUGCAGCUACGGGGGGAGCCCCAAACACAGCGAUUGAUCGCCAUACAGGUACGGUGCAUGAUGCGGACAUGCUUCAAGCUGCUCAACUGCUUCUUCCAGGCGAUUACCGACCUAUAGGACAACCGAUGCCCUACUUGCCCGAAGAUCCAAAUCACAUCCAGGAAUUCACCCAUUUCUUGGAUUCAGUUGGCUUGCCGGGGGAAUGGGUUCCCAGCGAUGGUGAAACAUCCCAGACACAAGACAUUAACCCGGAAGACGCAAGAGAGACUGCCCGACAGACCCAAGAGCACCAUGAGCGGCCACGGCGAAGCGGAGAUGGUUCUCGUGGAGACUCACCAUUCAGAUCUUGGCUUCCAUCUGUGCCGAGAGGUGACCAAAGCCUAGGAACUUUGUCUGAUUCUGAACUUUCCCAAUACGCGAAGAGGACAUCCCGAUUUAAUGUCACAGAAGAUCAGCGGUUUCGGCUUGCGGCAUCUCUCGAAGAAUUUCGAAAUGUCAUUCCAGAUUUCGUACUGCCGUCCCGUCACACAUUGACUCGGUACCUCACGUCCUAUUUUGAAGGAUUCCACCCUCAUCUUCCCUUUAUGCAUGUCCCAACUUUUCGUAUCAAUGAACAUUUCCCUGAGGUGAUUCUUGCUAUCAUGACGAUCGGAGCCCAGUACAGAUUUGAGCACCGCAACGCAGAACGAAUGUUUCACGUUUCCAAGGCGGUUCUAUUUGAACGAAUGUCCAGAGAGCCCCUUUUCCCAGCCAAGCAAAAUUACAAUUCUGGCUCUCAAGAACCGCUGGGAAUAUCUCCUUAUUCUAACUUGGGCGAUCAAUCCCUCACGCAACCGCAGGUCAUGGCGGAACGAACUGCCAUUUGGAAGAAUACUGAAAUCACUCGCUGUCUUCUUAUUCUGAUGGGCUACUCCACGUGGGAAAGUGCCAGACUGGUACAAGAAGCGUUUCACCUUCAGGGCGUGUUGGUUCGACAUCUCCGCGAGGCUGGCUUGAAAGAAGAUGCAACCCGCUCUGAUCCACGCGUCCCGCUUGACUGGUACCAAUGGGCGGACCAAGAAUCCAGACGACGCACAAAGUUGACAGCGUUCUGCUUUAUCCAUGUUCACAGCAUCGCAUACAAUGCUUAUCCAUCUUUACGUAGUAAUGAGAUACACCUGCGUCUUCCGUGCUCUACCAUUGAAUGGACCGCUAGCACCGCUGCAGAAUGGGAAGCAGCCCAGCAAGAACGAGGUCCCCAGCAGUUGUUUUUCCAGGAUGCCUUGACUCUGCUUUUGCAAAAGUCCCGAUCAGUCAAACCACUAGACCCCAUCCCGGCUCCACUAGGUAACUACAUCCUUUUGCACGGACUCCUGCAACGAAUCCACCUUGUGAGCGAGUUAUCAUUACCGAACGGUAACCACUCAACAACCCUCCCAACAGAGGAACUGAAUAAACUAGAACGAGCUCUCCGCUCUUGGACCUCUGUGUGGCAACAAGCCCCAGAAUCCAGUCUAGAUCCGCACAACGAAAACGGUCCAAUCCCAUUUACCUCCAGUGCAUUCCUCGGACUUGCUUACGUCCGCCUAUCCCUAAAUCUCGGACCUCAUCGCCGCCUGGAGACCCGUGACCCGAUCAUUAUCGCCACCGCACUUCGCCACUCUCCGCGCCCAGAACGAAGCUACCGUCUCACCCCGGCACUGAUAUACGCCGCUCAUGCCCUCAGCGUCCCCGUCCGUCUGGGCAUAGACCAUAUUGCUCGCAGUCAAGCCUUCUUCUGGAGCGUGCGGCACUCGCUAGCUAGCCUGGAAUGUGCAGUUUUGCUAAGUAACUGGUUGUUUACCCUUGCCGAGGCGGGACCCGACCAGUCCUUGAGUGAACAUGAAACUCGCAUUCUACGCUGGACCCGCCGCAUCAUCGAAGAGGCGUAUUCGUCUAUUGAUACCGACGAAGGCGAGGCACCGCCAGAUCUGGAACCAGCGUCUUUGGGAUUGGCCGUUCUGAAACUUUGGUCUAGGUUAUUUGGAACAAAUACGCAGUGGCCGUUUAUUAAUGUCCUUGGACUGAGCUUGGAAGAGUAUAUACGUAUGAUUUGA